AUGUGGAAUGAGUUUCACGAGCGCAGCAUCCAGAAAGCCACAAGCUACCUAGGCAUCUCAAAUGGACUUUCAAGGGAGAACAAAGACCCAAUACUAUGGGACCCGGAGGUCCAAGAAAAGAUCAGAUCCAAGAAAACCCUCUACAGGAUCUGGCAAAGUACAAAGAGCGAUGACGACCGGACAACAUACCGAGACGCAAAGAGGGAAACCAAACGCGCGGUGGCGCAGAUCAGAGCUAGAAGCAGGGAAGGUUUUUAUGCUAAGCUAGAAAAUGCUAACAAUGAUAAACAGCUGUUUAAAAUUGCCAAACAAAGACAUCGAGAUACACAAGACACUCGGGCAGUUAAGUACAUCAAAGACCUGCAAGGAAACCUCUUAACAUCAGACUCGGAUAUAAAUGAUAGAUGGAGGGAAUACUACGCUAAAUUGUUGAACGAGACACACCCCUGUGAACCAAUAAUGGAGCUUCCAACAGUGAAAGGUCCAUGGCCUGUCAUUACGCCGGAAGAAGUCAAAUUAGCGUUAAGCCAAAUGGCUAAUAAUAAGGCAACUGGUCCUGAUGAUCUGCCAGCGGAGCUGUGGAAGAAACUGGGAGACGAUGGAAAAGACUCAAUAACCAAACUUGGCCCUAACCGGGACUCAAACCCAGGAUCUUCGGAUGUGCAGCCGUACAUGCUACCUACUACACCAACGAGGCAGUUCGUCGACUUCAUGUAUGAUAUAAAUGAUUAUGUCCGUUUUAAUGUCCCACUGCUGGGCCCGGGCCCUUCAAUAAAACAGGGAGAUGAUAAAAUCGCAUUGACACAUGGUAUAAGUCAGUGG
Molecule: messenger RNA, 822 nt
Organism: Brenthis ino (lesser marbled fritillary)
Lineage: Eukaryota; Metazoa; Arthropoda; Insecta; Lepidoptera; Nymphalidae
Source: the annotation of a GenBank genome assembly